CUCUGCGGGGAGCCAUGAGCUGUCUGGAUGUUAUGUACCAAGUCUAUGGUCCUCCGCAGCCUUAUUUCGCAGCCGCUUACACCCCCUACCAUCAGAAACUAGCUUACUACUCCAAAAUGCAAGAAGCCCAGGAGUGCAACGCCAGUCCCAGUAGCAGCGGCAGUGGCAGCUCGUUUUCCAGCCAAACUCCAGCCAGUAUAAAAGAAGAAGAAGGCAGCCCAGAGAAAGAACAUCCACCCGAGGCAGAGUACAUCAACUCCCGCUGUGUCCUGUUCACCUAUUUCCAGGGGGACAUCAGCUCUGUGGUGGACGAACACUUCAGCAGGGCCUUGAGCCAGCCUAGCAGCUACUCCCCCAGCUGUACCAGUAGCAAAGCACCAAGGAGCUCCGGGUCCUGGCGGGAUGGCUCUUUCCCGAUGAGCCAGCGGAGCUUCCCCGCCUCCUUCUGGAACAGCGCGUACCAGGCGUCGGUGCCCGCGCCGCUGGGCAGCCCGCUGGCCGCCGCGCACUCGGAGCUGCCCUUCGCCACUGCAGACCCCUACUCGCCGGCCGCACUGCACAGCCAUCUGCACCAGGGCGCAGGGGAGCCCUGGCACCACGCGCACCCGCACCACGCGCACCCGCAUCCGCACCCGCACCACCCCUAUGCGCUGGGCGGCGCCCUGGGAGCCCAGGCCGCAGCCUACCCGCGGCCUGCAGCCGUACACGAAGUCUACGCGCCUCACUUCGACCCGCGCUACGGGCUGUUGAUGCCCGCAGCUUCUGGACGGCCGGCCCGCCUUGCGGCCGGCCCGGCGUCCGCGUCCGGCAGUCCGCCUUGUGAGCUCUCAGCCAAGGGCGAACCGACCAGCACCGCGUGGCCCGCACCCGGGGGACCCUUCCCGAGCCCCGCGGGGGAUGUAGCUCAGGGCCUGGGCCUCUCUGUGGACUCAGCUCGCCGCGGUUAUUCUCUCUGUGGUGCAUCCCUCCUGAGCUGAUCUACUGACCCAGAGUUUCCCUUUCCCUUUCCCUUCUGACCAGCCUGGGAGGCUCAGUAUCUAUGCCUCUCACUUCAUGGAUGAAGACGUGGGGAAAGCCAGAGACUUCAAACGUCCUUGGGAAAACCAAAACACACAUCUCCAGAUAUUUCAUCUAAAAAUAACUGCUUCUGC
Chrysochloris asiatica (Cape golden mole) is the source of this 1151-nucleotide messenger RNA. RefSeq names its product vestigial like 2 (Drosophila) (gene VGLL2). The record is from RefSeq and is a predicted model, not a curated record. The transcript has 4 exons. Lineage: Eukaryota; Metazoa; Chordata; Mammalia; Afrosoricida; Chrysochloridae. Gene Ontology annotation, biological process: regulation of transcription by RNA polymerase II. Gene Ontology annotation, cellular component: nucleus. The coding region runs from base 15 to 977 and encodes 320 amino acids.